UAAUAUUCGCUUAGCUGGACAACAAUGACGUCUGGGCUGUUCAAAUCUUUCAUUCUCGUCUUCGUCAAAAGGGUAUUACCAUUUCCUCUCAAGAGCUUCUACUACAAUGCAGACGAGAAGUGUUCAAGUAAAUAAUGUCUCAGAUCUAGCGACGGAGAGGGAGAUUCACGAGUUCUUCUCUUUCUCAGGCGACAUAGAACACAUUGAAAUCCAAAAGUGCAGAGAAGUUGGGCAGUCUCGAGUCGCAUUUGUUACGUUUACUGAUCCAAAAGCCCUUGAAAUCGCCUUGUUAUUAUCGGGUGCGACGAUUGUGGACCAGAUUGUUACAAUAACUCGAGCUGAAAGCUAUGUUCAAAGACGUGAGAUGCAGGAAGUAAGAAUGAUCAACAACCCGAUGCACCUUGGUAAUCCAGAGAGUGCUAUACAGACCAAAACUACCGUGGAUGGCAAUAGUAGAGCAUAUGUUAGCAAAGCGCAAGAUGUGGUGGCAACUGUUUUGGCAAAAGGUUCUGCUCUUGGACAAGAUGCCGUGAAUAAAGCCAAGGCUUUUGACGAAAAGCAUCAAUUUAGAGCCAAUGCUUCUGCCAAGGUUUUAUCUUUUGACAAGCGAGUUGGGCUUACUGAGAAGUUAACUGUUGGUAUAUCUGCUGUUAAUGAGAAAGUAAAAUCUGUUGAUCAAAAGCUUCAGGUCUCGGAUAAAACCAUGGCAGCAAUAUUUGCAGCCGAGAAGAAAUUAAACGACACGGGUUCAGCUGUCAAAUCAAGCAGGUACGUGACUGCUGGAGCUGCUUGGUUUAGUGGCGCUUUCAGUAAAGUGGCGAGAGUAGGUCAGGUUGCUGGCUCAAAAACCAAAGAGAAGUUCAAUCUAGCUGUCUCAAAUAUUAGUUCCAAGGAUACACCGAUUGCAGUAUAAUGAAAAGCUUGGAAAUCUAGUAAGCGUUGGAGUCAUGAUCAACGAAAGUUGCUAUGCUGGCUUUGUUGUGUAAACAAAUUUUUUGUGAAGCGUAUUCUCAUUCUUUUAGUGUUAUUCAUAUUUCUGUGUGUGCUGCAUCGUCCUCAAUUUUACUUCAUUUGCAAGUGUCUUUGGAUUUCCCUGUUUCCUAGUUAAGGCCCGGUCUUUGAUUGUAUCGUGUUGCAUUGAUGGACACUGUACCAGAAUUGAAGGUCGAUGACUUACAAUUGCUUAUAUUCGAUAAUAGUUUCACUUACUAUA
Molecule: messenger RNA, 1213 nt
Organism: Camelina sativa (false flax)
Lineage: Eukaryota; Viridiplantae; Streptophyta; Magnoliopsida; Brassicales; Brassicaceae
Product: binding partner of ACD11 1
Molecular function (GO): RNA binding
Source: RefSeq, a predicted model, not a curated record